Molecule: messenger RNA, 1572 nt
Organism: Trichomycterus rosablanca
Lineage: Eukaryota; Metazoa; Chordata; Actinopteri; Siluriformes; Trichomycteridae
Product: potassium voltage-gated channel subfamily A member 3-like
Exons: 1
Coding region: 1-1572 (523 amino acids)
Biological process (GO): potassium ion transmembrane transport; protein homooligomerization
Cellular component (GO): voltage-gated potassium channel complex; membrane
Molecular function (GO): protein binding; delayed rectifier potassium channel activity
Source: RefSeq, a predicted model, not a curated record
AUGGAUGAGCACCUGAGCCUGCUGCGCUCUCCUGCACUCUUCUCGUGCCCACACCGGGGUGACGCCACCCUGGUGAACCACGGCUACACCGAGGCGGAGCGCGAGGACGCCAUGACGGUGGUGACAUGUGGAGAGAACAGCACCAGCGCACCAGAGGAACCGGGGCUGCACUCACUCGAGCACUACCAGCCCGAACACGAGUGCUGCGAGCGCGUGGUCAUCAACAUCUCAGGUCUGCGCUUCGAGACGCAGCUCAAGACCCUCUCGCAGUUUCCACACACUCUGCUCGGCAAUCCGAAGAAACGGAUGCGCUACUUCGACCCCCUGCGGAACGAGUACUUUUUUGACCGGAACAGACCGAGCUUUGACGCGAUUCUGUACUACUAUCAGUCUGGCGGCCGGAUUCGGAGACCUGUGAGCGUCCCGAUUGAGAUUUUCUCUGAAGAGAUACGCUUCUAUGAACUGGGUGAGGAAGCGAUGGAGAAGUUCAGGGAGGAUGAGGGAUUCAUUAAGGAAGAAGAGCGACCGUUACCGACGCAUGACUUCCAGCGGCAGGUCUGGCUCCUGUUCGAGUAUCCGGAAAGUUCCGGUCCGGCACGUGGCAUUGCCAUCGUCUCGGUGCUCGUUAUUCUCAUUUCAAUAGUCAUCUUCUGCUUAGAGACUUUACCUGAAUUCCGAGAGGACAGCGAUCGUGAAACGACUUACAGCGUCAACUCAGUGAACGGAACCGCCACCGCCAUGCCGAGUCCCUUCUCUGAUCCGUUCUUCGUCGUAGAGACGCUGUGCAUCAUCUGGUUUUCGUUCGAGCUUCUCGUGAGGUUCUCCGCCUGCCCCAGCAAGGCGACCUUCUCCAAGAACAUCAUGAACAUCAUCGAUAUCGUCGCCAUCAUUCCGUACUUCAUCACGCUGGGAACGGAGCUGGCGGAGCGUCAGGGGAACGGUCAGCAGGCCAUGAGCUUAGCGAUUCUCCGGGUCAUCAGACUCGUUCGUGUUUUCCGGAUCUUCAAGCUGUCUCGGCACUCCAAAGGUCUUCAGAUUUUAGGACAGACCCUGAAGGCGAGUAUGAGGGAACUCGGGUUGCUCAUCUUCUUCCUGUUUAUCGGGGUGAUAUUGUUUUCCAGUGCGGUGUACUUCGCUGAAGCAGAUGACCCCGAUUCAGGUUUCAACAGCAUCCCGGACGCUUUCUGGUGGGCCGUCGUGACGAUGACCACAGUCGGAUAUGGAGACAUGCACCCCGUCACCAUCGGGGGUAAAAUCGUCGGAUCGCUGUGCGCCAUCGCCGGAGUCUUGACCAUCGCUCUGCCCGUGCCGGUCAUCGUCUCAAAUUUUAACUAUUUCUAUCACCGAGAGACGGAGGGUGAGGAGCAGGCGCAGUACCUUCACGUCCAGAGCUGCCAACCGCUGUCGUCUUCGUCUGAGGAGCUGAAGAAGACUCGCUGCUCGUCGCCGUCGUCGUCCCUGAGUCGCUCGGAGUACAUGGUGGAGGAGGAGGACGGCUUCACCCAACCGAACUUUCCUUCUCAGAACAACCAGAACUGUGUGCAGAUCAAGAAGAUCUUUACUGAUGUUUAA